UUUGAAAUUUGUGUUUGUUUGGUAUUUUGGUAAACGUAAACAAAAAUCCAUUUAUUGGAAAAAUUCAAAAAAUUAUAAUUUGUGCAAUUAAUUCUCAAAUUAGGUCGAUUUGAAAAGAACAACCGGACUUUAAUUAUUUCUUCAAAGAGGAAUUACUCAAACAUCUGAAACAUGGGCCCAACUAGUUCUACCUUCAAAUUCCUGAAAGAAUUCGAUUUGGAGGAAAACUCCUUAAAUGGUUUACAAAUUAAGAACGUAUACAUUCCAGAAGAAAUUAUUUCAAAUAUUUUCACCUACUUAAGCCCCUCGGAUAUUCUAAACUGUUCCUCAGUAUGCAAACGUUGGUUCAAUAUUGCCAAAUCGAACGCUUUAUGGCACACAAUAUACAAUGAAAAAGAAUAUCCUAAAAAGGCCAAGCAUCUGCCAUGGUACGUUUUUUACUUGUAUUUCGCAACGGAUAACUUCAAGAAUUUGAUUGAAAACGGAAACGGCCAGGAUGGCUUCAAAAACUGGACGAUUGUUUAUAAUGGUGGUGAUAAAUUCCGAGUGGAAAAGAUACCAGUAGGUAGCGAUCCUCUUCCAGAAGGUAUACCAGACUUUAGAGGAAAACAAAGUUGUUUUGCUACAUCAUUCGAAAUUUCUAGUAAAUAUCAGGUGGUUGACUUGAAAGAGAAGAAUUUACUAAAGUACAUAAUCAGAAAAUACAAACCCGCUCUGUAUGCAAGCGAAUGGUUCGCAGGUCGCUUUGAUUGUGGGUGUUUUUAUAAAUUAAACAUUUUAUGCAAUAAGAACCAUAUUCAGCCAAGUCCUACAAUGAUCCCGGAUCCUGUUCGUGCGUAUAUAUUAGCAGCAUCUAUUGAGAAACCAGAUCCAGCUUCUUAUAGCCUAUCCGUCGAAAAAAAAAUUGAACAGUGGGCUGGAAGGGCUUGGGAAAAGGUUGAAAUUUUGUCCAAGGACUACCCAGAAGAUAUAGCCAACAUUUAUUUCUGCCACGAAGGAAGAGACACAAUGUUUUGGAGCGGCCAUUAUGGUAGUAAAAUGGCUGGCGGCGUACUUAGGUUCGAUUUCGAUUCGAUUUUACCGACAGACGACGAUGUUAGUGAUAAUGAGGACGACCUAAGUAAUUAAAUAAGUUCAAAUUCGGCUUAAGUAUUAUGUAUUCAGUUUUUUUUUUAAAAUAAAUAAUAAAAGUGGGUUUAGCCAACUCUUAAUGCACAUUAUACAACGCAUAGUGGAUAGUGGAUAAUUUAGUGUAUAAUGCGUAAUUCACAAAGUUGGUUAACUUUUAACUUUUACGCAGUAUUCAUUAUGCAUUGUGCACAAAACACGUAGGCGCACAUUAAUUGAUUAUUUUCAACUUUGUAUUUGCUUUGGUUUGCUUUAUAAACUCAAAAUCUUGUCUGAUUUCUUGUUGUUUUCAAUGGUUUUUGAUCUAAAAUCAAGUUUUUCCGUUUUAAAUAAUACAGAUGGGGUUUUCCGAAGAAUAUAAAGCAUUAUUUAUUUCAUUUUUUAAUAUUUCAUGAAAAAUAACAAGUGUCAAUCUCAACUGACUUGUCAAAUUCUUACUGCACAAAAAUUAUGCGUUGUAUAAACACCUCUUUUCUCUUAUGCAUUACGCGUUAUGAAAUACACAUUAUCAAUUAUGAAUUAAAAUUGUGCAUUAUCCAUUAAUGAGUUGGCUAAACCCAGGUUAACACAAAAUUAGCUUGCAAAUAAAUUUGUGAUAUGAGCUGUGAAUGUUGUAAAUAAAUAAAUAAAUAUUUAAUAUUUCUUAUUGACAUUUCGAUUCAAAAUGUAAUAAGUCUAAAAUAAGCAUAAUAUGACUGACAAUUAGAUAUUCUGCUUGAGGUAAUUAGCAUUUAAGCCAAUAUUAAUAAUUGAGCCAAAGAAGGUGGCCUUAUUUUUACUUGUUAAUGUUGAAACAAUUGUUCCAUAUACAAUUUUUGUUUGUGUUAAAAACAGUAUUGUACCCACAUACAGGGAAUAUAACGGCACUUUUGUGGGUAUGUAUUUAAAAAAUAAAUUAAAUAAUUUUUUCUAUUUUGGUGUCAUAUCGAAGUCUUUUCGACACUAAAAGUAGUUUCGAAAAGAAGCUCUUUGUGACACUCCUUUUUUACUUAUUGGAGGUUGGUAACACUGACUGAUUGAUGGCCAUCGAACUGUCAUUCGCGAUUUUAUAAUAGAAGAUUUCUAUAUUUGGCAUGUAGUAUUACCAACCUAAACAUAUGAAAUCAGGAAAUAUGAGAAUAAAAUUUCCAAGAAAAAUUUGUUUUUUUCA
Messenger RNA from Ceutorhynchus assimilis (cabbage seed weevil), 2278 nucleotides. The record is from the annotation of a GenBank genome assembly. NCBI's taxonomy places the organism in Eukaryota, Metazoa, Arthropoda, Insecta, Coleoptera, Curculionidae.